Messenger RNA from Tigriopus californicus, 1116 nucleotides. RefSeq names its product TOX high mobility group box family member 4-like. The transcript has a single exon. Gene Ontology annotation, molecular function: chromatin DNA binding. Lineage: Eukaryota; Metazoa; Arthropoda; Copepoda; Harpacticoida; Harpacticidae. Bases 1 to 1116 code for a protein of 371 amino acids. Gene Ontology annotation, cellular component: nucleus. The record is from RefSeq and is a predicted model, not a curated record. Gene Ontology annotation, biological process: regulation of transcription by RNA polymerase II.
AUGGAAGACGAUCCCUUUGUGGCUCCCAGUUUCGGGGACGACAUCAACCUGAACUACUCGAGCCCAUCAAACGCGACGCACAGCAAAACCUCUCACUUGCUCGACCUGGACCCGUCCUACUCGUCGGACCAUCUCAUCGACCCACAAAACCACGCCCUCUCCGCUUACCCGUUGGACGAAGACCCAGGCCAGUCGUCACUCGUCUAUGAUCAACCGCCCAACGCCCUGAGCGAUAUGAUAGACUCGCUUCCGUCGACCGACUCCACUCCAUACGAUGAUCCGUCGACCCAUCCGCUCUUGUCUGAGACCGCCCCCCGUUCGACGGGCAUGAUGACACGGGCUGUAGUCCCGCCCAUUUUGAGGCGCAAUCCACCGGCCGAAUCGUCGGUAGCCCAAGUACCUGAGUCGCCCAAAGGCAAGGCCAAAGGGCCGGUGACGCGCCGAGGUCGGAAGAAGAAAGAUCCCAACGCCCCGGCCUCGGUCUCAUCGGCGUACGCCUUCUUUUUCAAAGAAAUCCAGGGCUCGGUCAAGGCCAAGAACCCCAACAUCAAGUUCGGGGAAGUGUCCAAGAUCGUGGCCCACAUGUGGGAGAAUUUAGGCGAGGAGGAAAAAUCCGUGUACCGAAAAAAGAACGAGCAGGAUAAAGAGCGCUUUGAGAGCGAGAUGUCCGAGUACAAAGCACGGCAAUCCAUGAUGAGCCCCAGUGAAGACAGUAAUGACCCCUCGCCGCCUAAUAGCGCUACCCCGCCUAAGCGUGAGUCACUAAAACGCGGAGCGGCCGCCCGAUCCCAAGUCAAGCUCGUGACGCGAAAUCACGGCCAGAUCUCGGCCCAACUCCAAUCCCGCCUUCAGCCGCCGGAAUCCGAGGAUGAGGAUGAUUCCAAUGAAACUGCUCCUCCGCCUGCCCCAUCAGUUGUUCCCAUUGGUAGCCAGCCUAAUGCGGUGGAGCAUCCGAUCAUGGAGCAUCGUUGUAUACGAGUGAAUUGUGAGAACUUUGCCAUCAAGAACGACGAGUGGGAAGACGAGUAUUGCUCCAACGAGUGCGCCGUUCAACAUUGUAAGUCGGUAUUUCGAGAUUGGAUUAUGGCCCAAAAUGCGGGUGCCAUCGAGGACUAG